AUGCUAUCGUUGAAAGCCUUCAAGCUGGGGGCUUUCCUGAGCCUUGUUGCAAUUGCUCCUGUGACCCAAGCUUUCGAGGCAGCAUCCUGCCGUUGUUUCCCCACUGACGAUUGUUGGCCCUCGACUUCUACUUGGAAUGCCUUCAACCAGUCGGUCGAUGGACGUCUUGUGGCUACUGAACCCCUCGCCAUCCCUUGCCAUGCACCCUCGUACAAUGAGGAGAAAUGCAAUAUUCUGAAAGAGGGUUGGCUUUUGCCCAGGGAGCACUAUCAAUCAUCCUCGUCUUUCAUGGCCCCAUUCUUCACGAAUGGAACCUGCGAUCCAUACCACCCCAUAUUUAAACCAUGCACAUUGGGCAAUUUCGUCCGCUACGCUGUCAAUGUCUCGUCGCCUGACCAUGUGGCCAAGACAAUGCAGUUUGCAAUCAAGCACAAAAUUCGCUUUGUUAUCCGGAACACUGGUCACGACUACAACGGGAAGUCCACCGGUGCGGGUGCUCUUUCCGUCUGGACACACCACCUUAAGAUUAUUGAAAUCAAGAAUUGGAAAGACGAAUACUACACUGGCAAGGCUUUCAAGCUCGGCGCUGGAGUCCAGGGAAUUGAGGCCUAUGAGGCAGCCCACGAGUACGGGCUUCGAAUGGUCGGUGGAGAGUGUCCUACUGUCGGCCUCGCCGGUGGAUACAGCCAGGGAGGUGGUCACUCUUCCCUGUCUUCUAAGCAUGGGCUUGGUGCGGACCAGGUCCUCGAGUGGGAGGUGAUCGAUGGCAAUGGCAGAUUCCUCGUCGCUAAUCGUACCCAGAACACAGAUCUUUACUGGGCCCUGGCCGGUGGCGGCGGUGGCACUUACGGUGUCGUUUGGUCUAUGACCUCCAAGGCUCAUCUGGAUAGCAAGGUUUCUGGCCUGAAUCUCACAUUUACCACUGACGGUAUUUCUGACGAGACAUUUUUCAAGGCUGUGGAGCUCUAUAACACCUACUUGCCUUCCAUUGUCGAUGAGGGUGUCAUGAGUCUGAACUUCCUUACCAAUGGCUCCUUCGCCAUCUCUCCCAUGACCGGACCCGGUGUUCCGCUGGAGAAGCUCGAGAGCUUGAUUAGACCUGUUCUCAUUGGUUUCGACAAGCUCGGUAUUAACUACACGUACCAUGGAGAGGAAUUUGGCUACUAUCUUGAACAGUUCAACGCCCAAACCCCCGUUGUUGAGGUUGGAGUGGCCCAAUAUGGUAGCUGGCUUCUUCCCCGGUCAAUCGUCGAGGACCCCAAGUCCCGACAUGAACUGACAAAAUCUGUUCGAACUGUCCUUUCCUACGGCGCUACCUUCACGACUGUUGGUAUUAAAGUGACCGAGGACGUCACUGGUGAUGUUCAUAACGCCGUAAACCCUGCGUGGCGCAGCGCUAUUGCCCAUACCCUGAUGUCUACCGCGUGGGAGUUUGAUGAGCCGGAGAAGAUGCUCGUAAAGAGAAAGUUGAUGACCGACGUGCUGGUUCCUAGUCUGAGCAACCUGGCGCCAGAAUCUGGUGCUUAUCUGAAUGAGGCCGACUUCCGCCAGCCCAAUUUCAAGACUGCUUUCUACGGUGAAAAUUACGAUAAGCUGCGCUCAAUCAAGGCCAAGUACGACCCUCACCACCUUCUCUAUGGGUUGACUGCUGUUGGCUCUGAUGAGUGGACUGUGUCUGAGAGUGGGCGGAUGUGCCGUACUUAA
This is a messenger RNA of Penicillium pulvis, 1704 nucleotides long. Its product is annotated as FAD binding domain protein. The record is from RefSeq and is a predicted model, not a curated record. Bases 1 to 1704 code for a protein of 567 amino acids. NCBI's taxonomy places the organism in Eukaryota, Fungi, Ascomycota, Eurotiomycetes, Eurotiales, Aspergillaceae. Gene Ontology annotation, molecular function: oxidoreductase activity; FAD binding. The transcript is spliced from 4 exons.